CCUCGUCUCCCCUCCCCUCCCCGCAGACCCUCCUCCCCACGGACCCCUCCGCCCGGCUCCCCUCUCCGCAGGCCCCUCCCCGCCCCGCAUCCCCUCCGGGUGCCCGAGCGGGCGGGCGCGGGCUCGGCCUGGGGCGCUGCGGGCGGGAGCGGCCGAGCGCCGCCCCGGGCCGGGCGGCGGCUGCGGAGCGGGUCCAUGGCCCGGGCGGCGGCGGCAUGCGGCUGCUGUUCCUGGCGGUGCUGCGGCCGCACACCGGCAACGCGGUGACGGCCGAGCGUGUCCGGGACCAUCUGGAAGCCGCUGGACACGAGUGCCUUCUGAAAGAUGCCUUCGACUUUGAAAGCCCCUCUGAAAUCGCAGACCUCAUUGCGGCUGAGAACUUGGAGGCAGCCCUGGCUCUUCACCUCUACAGGGGAGGCAGACUUUUGCAAGGUCAUCGGAUCCCUUUUGGGAUCAUCUUCGGUGGAACAGAUUUAAAUGAGGAUGCCAACCACAGGGAAAAGAAGGAAGUGAUGGGAAGAGUCCUCGAGGAAGCCAGAUUUGCUGUCGCCUUCACGGAGUCGAUGAGGGAGAUGGCGCAGACACAGUGGCCACACGCGAAGGGUAAGAUCUACGUCCAAAGUCAAGGAAUUGCAACGUCACCAAAUGUCGCCUUUAACUGGGACACCUUUCUUCAGCGCUCAGAGAUCAGCCAAGGUGCGGACGAUUUGCACGUGUUCCUCCUGGUCUGUGGGCUUAGGCAAGUCAAAGACCCGCUCUACCUGCUGGACGCCUUUUCAGAAUGGCAUCAAGAAGAACCCAAUGUUUACCUGGUAAUCGUAGGUCCUGAAGUCGAUCCAGUGUUCACCAGGGAAGUCAAAGCCAGAGUGAAGAGGGCCGCUGGGGUCCGGCUGAUGGGGGAGAUGCGGCGGGAGGACCUGCACGCCGCCUUAAAGAACUGCUUCGCUCUGGUGAACAGCUCUGUCUCCGAGGGCAUGUCGGCCGCGAUUCUGGAGGCCAUGGAUCUGGAGGUUCCGGUGCUGGCCAGGAACAUCCCCGGGAAUGCCGCCCUGGUGAAGCACGGAGUCACGGGGCUGCUCUUCGCCGAUCCCCAGGAGUUUGUUCAACUGGCAAAGCGGCUCAUCCGGGACCCUGCGCUGGAGCGAGACAUGGUGGCCCAGGGGCGGGAGUACGUGAGGAGGCACAACUCCUGGAAGGUGGAGAGGGAGACCUACCAGCAGCUCGUGGGGAAGCUGGGGGGGUGUGCGGAGUACUGAGGGGCCAGCUCCGCGCCCCCCGCGCCCGCCCUGCUCCUCGGUCCACGCCCCUGGCGGGCACCCAGCAGGCCGGCCAGGACCGCUUGGCCUUCUCUUGGACCUGCAGGGACCCCCGUGACCCCACGCCCACCCCUGUCCUCAUGUGCCGUGGAGGCUGCCCAGGCACAUCUACCUGGGUCGGCUGCUGGAGGUGCCAGGCGGGGCCUUCCGGAACUGUUGGGGGGACUCCAUCAGCAGUUCUAGGACUUCCUCGCGGAUGGCGGAGGCCUCCUCCGAGGUGCUCACGGUGCAGACCCCUAGCGCAUCCCGGCCCUGACAGGCCCGUGGGGCCCGGCCACAGCCACCUGCGUCCGGCUGCUGGAGAGCCCUGCGGGAUCUGCACCUCCCACCCCUCGAGACUGGUGCAGUCGAAAGGCCAGCUGUGCGUAGACGAGGCCCGGCUGCCCUCCAGGCCCUGUCCACCUCUCCUGCUGCCCAGACAUGGCCUGGAGGAUACCUGGGUGGCCCUGAGCUGGAGGCCUCUGGGUCCAGUUGGGGCCGUCCUUCCCCUCCCAGCAUCAGGGAGCCGGGGCUGAGUCUCCAAUGGGUCGGGGACUGUGGGACAGCACGAGGGCACAGCAGGCUCUGCCCAGUGGUCAUCGUAACGGGGGCCUCCCUGUGUCAGCUCACCCUCCCUGAAGUCGGCUCCAUGACCUCGGCUGCCGUGUCUGCUGGGAGGACCUCCGCUGAGCACUGACCUCGCUGCAGCCUGUCUGACGUCCCUGACCGUCAACGGGGCCAACUGUCCCUGGGCCCCGCGAGAGUCAGAAGCUGGCACCUUGAGGAGGGGACGGAGGACCGUGGCCGGACGCUCUCCUGGAAAGCGUCUGGCGAGGAGCCCACCUGGGCUCUGGAGGGAGGUGGAGUGGCGGGACCAGCCCUGCAGCUUCCCGUCCCAGGCACAGCUUGGGCGCCUGCUUCCCACCACCGUGUCCUUAAGAAAGGCGCAGCCAGCAUCCCGUCCUCAGGAGGAGCAGCCUCGCCCCGUCCUGGGGAGGACAGCGGCCCGCUUUGAUUCCCUACGGUGUCAUUUGCCCUUUCGCCCUGCAGCUGGGUCACAGAGAGCUGCUCUCCAGGGAGGCCGUGGCGGAGAGAGCGGUGCCUGCUCCUCUGGCUCCUCCUCAGGAGGUGGCCAAGCAUGGCCCUUUUCCCUGGACCCCGCGCAGGUACCAGGAGGGAGGGAGGGCCAGGCCUGAGCCCUGAGCCUGGGGGUAGCAGUGCCGCCCUAAGGAGAGGCACGGCUGGGGCACGUCGCUCAGCUACCGUCCCACGGUGCUGCUGUUCAUCAAGCACCGACCGUCCCGAAGCGCCCAUCUCCUCCUCCCCGAGCGACCUGGAGGGUGCCUGGCCUCCGCCGGGCCAUCACCGCUAAGCUACGUCUUGCCCACACACUGUGGGGAAGGGCAGGCUUCAAGUUAAUAAAGUGUCAGCAUCUGCGGUACAAAAAUAGUCACCGUCUAUUCUUCUCGUGAGCGGCCUUCUGCCAGGAACGGGUCCCCCGGCCCCAACCCCUGCACCUUCACAGGGAGCGCUGACACCCCCACAGCUAAUCAGGAGGAGUUGGAAAUGCUGCCACGUUCUUACACCACGCCCUGUCCGUCAGCUUUCCACCACUGUAAUAAACGCCCAAGCGGACAACGUUACAGAGAGGAGAGGUUUAUUUCGGUCACAGUCUCGGAGGUUCCGGUCCAGGAUGUGUCGGCCCCAUCCCUUAGGGCCUGUGGCAGGGAGGCAGAGCAUGGCAGGAGUAUGUGCUACAGCAAACCCCUGGCCUCAUGUUUGGGAAGUGAAAGACAAAGAGGAAGAGGCCAGGGUCCCACCAUCCCUCAGGAGCUUGCCACCACUGACAGAAAGCCUUCCUCUAGGCCCCCCACCUUAAAGUUUCCACAACCUCCCAAUAUGGCCAAGCUGGGGACCAAGUCUUUACCGCAUGGGGGACUUUAAGUUCUAGACUGCGGCAGGAAGGAUCAAUGUAAAAGCAGCACUUCUCAAUAAGAGUCCUGGAUAGUUUUGGUCUCAUUCUCUGUUCACUUUAUUGCUCAGACAUUUUGUGUAUGUUUUAUUUUGCUCAUGUAUAUGUUUGAUUGACUCAAAGGAUAAAUUUUCAGAUGUAACUGAGACAGUAUCUCCUUUAAAUAUGGAGGGAAAACACUUCCAUGUCAGUAUUAAUGAUGCUGAUGACCUUGCGACAGAGCAGAGAGGCCCUGCUGACUGUGGCCUCGGAGUUCGCAAGGCCAGGGUAUGCACACGGCUUCCCCUUGAACUCUCUCUUCAUACCCUCCCUGACUCUCACAGGGAGGUGGUGUCUUGGUCAGCUUUUGUUGCUGUGACCAAUAUGCCCAAGAAGAACAACCUAGAGGAGGAAAAGUUUAUUUGGGCUCAUGGUUUCAGAGGUUCAGUCUAUGGUC
Messenger RNA from Sciurus carolinensis (gray squirrel), 3703 nucleotides. It is a transcript of the gene Glt1d1, whose product is annotated as glycosyltransferase 1 domain containing 1. The transcript has 12 exons. The record is from RefSeq and is a predicted model, not a curated record. Gene Ontology annotation, molecular function: glycosyltransferase activity. Lineage: Eukaryota; Metazoa; Chordata; Mammalia; Rodentia; Sciuridae. Bases 216 to 1256 code for a protein of 346 amino acids.